AUGCACCUGAGACUUCUGAGUUUGGUGCUACUGUUUUCCAUCCAAGAAAGUGUACUUUGUGAGAAUGUGUUCGACUUCUUCAAGGGCUUCGUCGCCUACAAAGGUUGUUUUUACAAGAAAGAUCCAGGGUUGUGUCUCAAGGAAAAAGCUUUGUUUGCUCUGAAUGAAACCAUGAUGGACGAUAGGCCGAUCACCAUUGGGUUCCUGGAGAUCCAGAAGAAUCAGUACUACUUCUUGAACAGGACGGAUAAUAGUAGCCUUCCUGAAGAAGCGACUGAAAGAAGACGCAAAGGCGGAGGAGGCGGUGGCAAGAAAGGCGGCAACAUGGCCAUGAUGGCGGCAGCAGGAAUGUGCGCCAUGAUGGCCCAGAUGGUCAUGGGCAAGAUGAUGAUAAUGGCCGGUUCUGCCCUGAUGAUAGCCAAGGUCUCCCUGAUGCUCUCCAUGAUCAUGCUGGUCAAGAAGAUGCAAGGAGGAAACGGAGGGGGAGAGGAGAAGCACAUAGUGUAUGCCGAUUCUGGGCACAGUCACGGUGGUGGAGGUGGAGGUUAUGGUGGAGGUGGAUGGCACCGUAGUUUGGAGGACCCCCACAACGUGGUCUACAAGGGGCAAUGGACCGCGUCUACGGAUAACGAAUCAGGUUUAUGA
Molecule: messenger RNA, 645 nt
Organism: Phaedon cochleariae (mustard beetle)
Lineage: Eukaryota; Metazoa; Arthropoda; Insecta; Coleoptera; Chrysomelidae
Source: the annotation of a GenBank genome assembly